CAGAUCCCCCCCGAAUCUCGUGCACAAAUCAGACAUUCGACUCAGCCAUGGAUAUCUCCCAGCCCGUCGGCUCCGAGGUCUCGUCGGUCGAUUUCGGCGUGUUCUCCACCGCGGAGAUCCGCAAGUUGUCGGCCAAGCAGAUCACCAACCCGGUGGUUUUCGACACUUUGGGCCACACUGUGAACAACGGUCUCUACGACUUGGCGUUGGGCGCGUUUCUCAGAAACCUAUGUACGACCUGCGGGCUCGACGAGCGCUUCUGCCCGGGCCACCAGGGCCACAUCGAGUUGCCGGUGCCGGUGUACAACCCCUUGUUCUUCAACCAGAUGUACUCGUUCUUGAGGGCAUCGUGUCUCUACUGCCACCACCUCAAGUUGGGCGAGUUGGAGACACACGCGUUUGCGCAGAAGUUGCGCUUGAUCCAGUACGGCUUGCUUUUGGAGGCGCAGCAGUUUGACGCCAUGGUGGCCAAGGACUCGUCCAGCGACGACCUGGAGGGGGCGGGCGGCCCCGCGGCGCUAGACGCCGAGGCACGCGCCGCGUUGAAACACAAAAGAGACGUGUUUGUGGACUCGGCCGUCGGCGCCGCGUUGGCCGAGGGCCGCACCUCGCCGCACGGCUUGGUCACGGAGAUUGUCGGCGAGGAGCGCAAGAACACCAUCCACACGUUCUACGCGCGGAUCCUCACGCGCCCCAAGUGCGAGCGUUGCGGCAUGGUGUCGCCCACGUUCCGCAAGGACGGCUUUGUCAAGAUCUUCGAGAACGCGUUGCGCGACAAGCAGGUGUCGGCCAACCGCAUCAAGGGCAUCAUGCGCCCCGACAUGCUUCGCCAGGCCAGCGCCAGCGCCGGCUCUGCGGGCGAGAACAUCCCCAGCUUCAAGCCCGUGCAGGGCUCCAAGUACAUCUUGUCCACGGAGGUGCGCAACAUCUUGCGCGCCGUGUUCGCCAACGAGCAGGCCGUGAUGCAGAUGGUGUUCCACUCGCGGCCGCAGCUGACGGCGCCCGUAUCCGCCGACAUGUUCUUCAUGCAGGCGUUGAUCGUGCCGCCCACCCGCUUCCGCUUGCCGUCCAAGUUGGGCGACGAGAUCCACGAGAACGCGCAGAACGAGCUCUUGCUGGCCGUGUUGAAGACGUCGCUCCUCAUCAAGGACUUGAACGACCAGAUCGCGGGCCACCUCGGCAAGCAGAAGGCGCUGGGCCUCGAGGAGCGCAAGCUCUUGUUCAACCGCUUGAUGAACGCGUUCGUCACGAUCCAGAACGACGUCAACGCGUUCAUCGACUCCACGAAGAACCAGAACACCGCCGCGGGCAAGAUCCCCAUCCCGGGCAUCAAGCAGGCCUUGGAGAAGAAGGAGGGCUUGUUCCGCAAGAACAUGAUGGGCAAGCGUGUCAACUACGCCGCGCGGUCCGUCAUCUCCCCGGACCCCAACUUGGAGACCAACGAGAUCGGCGUGCCGCCCGUGUUCGCCGUCAAGUUGACCUACCCGGAGCCCGUGACGGCCUACAACGUCAACGAGUUGAGGCAGGCCGUGAUCAACGGGCCGGACAAGUGGCCGGGCGCCACCCAGGUGCAGAACGAGGACGGCUCCAUGGUGUCCUUGCUCGGCAUGACCGUGGAGCUGCGCAAGACCUUGGCCCAGCAGUUGUUGACGCCCUCGGGCGGCGCGUCCGUGGUCAACAAGAAGGUGUACCGCCACAUCAAAAACAAGGACGUGGUGAUCAUGAACCGUCAGCCCACGUUGCACAAGGCCUCCAUGAUGGGCCACAAGGUGCGCGUGUUGCCCGGCGAGAAGACCUUGCGCUUGCACUACGCCAACACCGGUGCCUACAACGCUGAUUUCGACGGCGACGAGAUGAACAUGCACUUCCCGCAGAACGAGAACGCCAAGGCAGAGGCCCUCAACUUGGCCAACACGGACUCGCAGUACUUGACGCCCACCUCCGGCGCGCCCUUGAGAGGCUUGAUCCAGGACCACAUCAGUGCCGGCGUCUGGUUGACCAGCAAGGACACGUUCUUCAACAGGGAAACAUACCAGCAGUUGAUCUACGGCUGCAUCCGCCCGGAGGACGGCCACACCAACGGCGCCGCCAAGAUCCUCACCGUGCCCCCCACCGUGUUCAAGCCCGAGCCCUUGUGGACGGGCAAGCAGAUCAUCACCACCAUCUUGCUCAACAUCAAGCCGCAUGGCGUGGCCGGCGUCAACUUGGUCUCCAAGAACAAGGUCAAAAACGACUACUGGGGCAAGGGCUCCGAGGAGAACACAGUGCUCUUCAGAAACGGCGAGCUUUUGUGCGGCAUUCUCGACAAGUCCCAGUACGGAGCCUCGCAGUACGGUAUCGUGCACUCGUUGCACGAGGUGUACGGGCCAGACACCGCCAGCAAGGCGCUUUCCGUGUUGGGCCGGCUCUUCACCAACUACACCAUGAUGGCCGCGUUCACCUGUGGAAUGGACGACUUGCGUUUGACCGCCGAGGGCAAUGCCUGGAGAAACGAGAUCUUGAAGCAGUCUGUCGACAUCGGCAGGGCCGCUGCCUGCGAGGUGACCAACUUGGACACCGAGACCCCCAGCGGCAACAAGGAGUUGUUGAAGCGGUUGCAGGAGAUCUUGAGAGACGACAACAAGUUGGGCAUUUUGGACGCCAUCACUCAGUCGAAGGUCAAUUCCAUCACGUCCCAGGUCGUCAACAAGUGUGUGCCCGACGGCACCAUGAAGAGAUUCCCAUACAACAGUAUGCAAGCCAUGGCUCUUUCGGGAGCCAAGGGUUCCGGUGUCAACGUGUCGCAGAUCAUGUGUCUUUUGGGCCAGCAGGCUUUGGAGGGCAGAAGAGUGCCGGUUAUGGUCAGCGGAAAGACGUUGCCCUCUUUCAAGCCCUUCGAGACCGACGCACGUGCUGGAGGCUACAUCAAGGGCCGUUUCUACUCCGGUAUUCGGCCACAGGAAUACUACUUCCAUUGUAUGGCCGGUAGAGAAGGUUUGAUCGAUACCGCCGUCAAGACGUCCAGAUCCGGAUACUUGCAAAGAUGUUUGACCAAGCAGUUGGAGGGAAUCCACAUUGCCUACGACAACUCGGUGAGAGACUGUGACGGGUCCAUGAUCCAGGUCCUCUAUGGAGGUGACGCUGUGGACACCACGAAGGAGUCGCACAUGACGCAGUUUAAGUUCUGUCUCGACAACUACGACGCCAUGUUGAGCAAAUACAACCCCGGGGAAAUCACCGAGCACUUGGACACGCUGACGGCGUUGUCGUAUAACAAGAAGGAGCGCAAGAGCUACAAGAAACAAGCUAAGUUGCCGCAUUUCGAGCAGAAUCCAAAGUACGAUCCAGUGUUGUCCGUCUACAACCCAUCAAAGUACUUGGGCUCGGUCUCGGAGAAGUUCCAGGACAAGCUCGAUGACUUUGUCAAGGAAAACCCUGACAUGUUCACCAAGCACCUGAGCGACGGAAUCACAGAGAAGAAGUUCAGGGCGUUGAUGCAGUUGAAGUACAUGAGAUCGUUGGUCAAUCCCGGCGAGUCCGUUGGUAUUGUGGCUGCACAAUCCAUUGGUGAGCCUUCCACGCAGAUGACGUUGAACACAUUCCACUUUGCUGGUCACGGUGCUGCGAAUGUCACGUUGGGUAUCCCCAGAAUGAGAGAGAUCAUCAUGACGGCGUCUGCUUCCAUCAAGACGCCGCAAAUGACCUUGCCUAUUUUGCCUGACGUGACCGACGAGAUGGCGGACUCCUUCUGUAAGUCUGUGGCCAAGGUCUGCUUCAGUGAGUUUAUUGACAAGGUUACUGUUACUGAGAAGACUGGUGUUGUCAACGACACGCCCUACAGAUCGUACAAGGUCAAGAUGCGCUUCUUUAACAAGAAGGAGUACGAGGAAGAGUACGACAUUUCGUCAACACAAUUGCAGAGCGCGAUCAGCAAGACUUUCUUGCGCAAGUUGGAGCUUGCCAUCUCCAAGGAGCUCAAAAAGCAAACCAGAUCCGACACGCUCCCUUCUAUUGGUAAGGGCGUGCCUAAGACCCAGAAGGAAGCACCUGUCUCCAAGAACGUUCUGAAGGAGGAAGACUCGGACGAUGAAGACGAGGAUGACGUCAAAAAUGAAGGCAACGGCAAGCAGCCAGUGUCAUACGACGGUCCUGAUGACGAGGAAGUCGAGAGCAUGAGAAAGGCCGAGGAGACCUCUGACGAAGAAAUGGAGGGCUCCGACUCUGGCAGCUCCGAUUCUGACGAAGAAUCCGACAGCUCAGAGGAAGACUCGGAUGACGAGAAUAUGAUCGAUGACGAGGCCUGCGAAUCAAAGAGGCCAGCCAAAACUUUGUCCAAGGCUGCCAAGGGCAGACAGGACGACGUGGUCUCGAACCAUCACUUGAUCAAGGCAUACGACUUCGACGAUGAGAACGGCGAGUGGUGUGAGUUUGAGGUCGAGCUUUUGGGCGACAUCCAAAAGUUGUUGAUGGUCAACAUCAUCGAGGACUUGUGCCGCGUGACCGUGGUCAGAGAAAUCAAGAACAUCGGUAGAUGUGUGCGCCCACAAGCUGACGGCAGCGCCAAGUCCCUCACCACUGAGGGUGUCAACUUCAAGGCCAUGUGGGAGCAAGACGAUUUCAUCGAUGUCAAUGGAAUCCGCUCGAACGACAUUAGUGCCGUGUUGAAUACUUACGGUGUGGAGGCUGCGAGAAACACCAUUGUCAAUGAGGUCAGCAACGUUUUCUCCACAUAUGCUAUCACAGUCUCGACUCGUCAUUUGGACUUGAUCGCCGACAUGAUGACCAGAGAAGGCACGUAUCUCGCGUUCAACAGACAGGGCAUUGACUCGUCCACGUCUGCUUUCAAGAAAAUGUCGUACGAAACCACGUGUCAGUUUUUGACCAAGGCCGUGCUUGACGGUGACAGAGAGGACUUGGACUCGCCCUCGGCUAGAAUUGUGUUGGGUAAGUUGAACGGUGUUGGCACUGGGUCGUUUGAUGUCAUGGCCAAGAUGCAGAACGGCUGCUCUGAAUGAACAUCGGGACAGAGGUCCGCCACAUGAAGCGGGAUUGUACAUAUAGACUUGGCAACAAAACAUUGAGUGAAUCUACUUUUAUUGAGUAACUAUGCAUGCUCAUGCAUUGUAGGCAGCAAGCAAGAACGUGGCCAUGAACGAGAGCUUGAAGCUGGGUCUGUUGAAAAACAAGGUCUUCAAGUCCAACUUCUUGCCGCCUAUGCUCAACACGGAAGUCCAAGGAAUGGAGAUGAUGCCCCGGUUCUCCAAAAACUGCAAGAGCAAAUAACUAGAAAGAGAUAAGAAUACAAUGGCCGUCGAGAGCUUGCCAAUGACGAUCCCCAAAAAAAGCCCGGUGAUGGACCCGAUACUUAAGUCCGAAUAGUCAAGCUUG
Metschnikowia bicuspidata var. bicuspidata NRRL YB-4993 is the source of this 5367-nucleotide messenger RNA. RefSeq names its product DNA-directed RNA polymerase I core subunit (gene RPA190). Gene Ontology annotation, cellular component: RNA polymerase I complex. The record is from RefSeq and is a predicted model, not a curated record. The transcript has a single exon. Gene Ontology annotation, biological process: DNA-templated transcription. NCBI's taxonomy places the organism in Eukaryota, Fungi, Ascomycota, Pichiomycetes, Serinales, Metschnikowiaceae. Gene Ontology annotation, molecular function: DNA binding; DNA-directed RNA polymerase activity. The coding region runs from base 48 to 4994 and encodes 1648 amino acids.